Molecule: messenger RNA, 756 nt
Organism: Paramecium tetraurelia
Lineage: Eukaryota; Ciliophora; Oligohymenophorea; Peniculida; Parameciidae
Exons: 2
Source: RefSeq, a predicted model, not a curated record
AUGUGUUCUAAUUUGACAAUAACAAUUUUGGUAUUUUUGGUAGGGAUAGCUUAAUGUCAAUAAUGCACAUGGACAGACGAGUCAGGAUACACCUACAAUUUAAAAUCUUUAGAUAAACCUGGAGGCUGGUAAUUGAAGGACGAGACAAGUGGGAUGGGAAUGUUUAGCAUGGUUUACAUAUUCAAUUUUUGUGAUUUCAAACCUAUUAAAUGUCAUGAUAGAUAAGUGGGAGCUAUAGAAGCUUUGGCAGUCAUGGGAUAAAUAACAGAAAAUUGUGAUGUGGCUGGAUUGGUAGAAACUUAAGCAUUUGAGCAUUUGGAUUAAAGAGAUUUAAAUAAAGGCAUAGUUAUAAAGUACACCUAAGGAGACUUAUGUAUGGAUCCAAAAUAACAACCUACAGGAGUAAUGUAACCAAGACAGGCUCAUUUUUUUAUUGAAUGUGGAGAUGAUGAAGCUACUUUCACAGUUUUGCCAGAUAACGAAUGCAUUGAUCAAUUUAAAAUUAGACAUCAUGCUGCCUGCAGAAAUGCAAGUUCACAUUGGUUUCUUAAAUUCAUUUUUGUUAUUUGUUUAUAUUUUGGGGGCCGCUUCAUAUACAAUCGUAAGAAAUUGCAAAUAGAAGGAGAAGAUGCUAUCCCUCACAUUCAUUAAAUCAAAACUCUUAUUCCUCAAGUCAGAGCACUGUUUCAUUUUGGUGUAGAUAGGUUGUAAACUCAAGUUCAGAGAUUUAGACAUGGUGGCUAUGAUAGUAUAUGA